Messenger RNA from Striga hermonthica, 413 nucleotides. The record is from the annotation of a GenBank genome assembly. Lineage: Eukaryota; Viridiplantae; Streptophyta; Magnoliopsida; Lamiales; Orobanchaceae.
AACAGAAGCUCAGCGCCAGAGAAUGCGAGAAUCUAGGUUUCACUGGCCUCGCACUUUGCUCCGAUUGCCACACCUUCGCCGAGUACAUCAAAGAUCAAGAGCUGGUAUCCGACUGCUUAAAAUGUUGUGCGGAGGAUUCUGAUGAUGCUACAAGCAAGGUCAUUUACUCUGGGGCAAUUUUAGAGGUUUGCAUGAGGAAACUGGUUUUCUAUCCCGAGUUGGUCGGCUUUAUUGAGGAAGAGAAGGAUAAAUUCCCUACAGUUAGAGUCCAAUAUGCCUAUAAUUCCCCACCAAAGUUGAUCAUGCUGGAUGAUGACGGACAACACAAGGAAACUAUCAGAGUCGAUAACUGGAAACGAGAACACAUACUACAGUUUCUGAAGGAGAAGGUUAAACCAUCAUCGGAAAUCUAA